AUGACUGAACUAAAGAGCGCCAUUCUCCACCGGGAUACUCGCUUCAUCCCCAAAAAAGCCAUUGGCGGCCAAGGCAGCUACAUCUUUUUGGAAGAUGGCACCAAGUUCCUUGACUCAACGGGUGGUGCAGCCGUGUCAUGUCUGGGACAUGGCAACAAAGCAGUCUCGGAUCUCAUCAAAGAGCAAAUGGAUCAAUUGAGCUACUGCCACUCCGCAUUCUUUGGCACCCAGGUAGCUGAAGACCUUGCCCAGCUGCUGGUUGACUCUACAGGUGGAAAGCUGUCCAAGCUCUUCGUUGUGAGCUCAGGCUCCGAGGCCGUCGAGGCAGCGCUCAAAUUGGCACGCCAGUAUUUCCUAGAACUUCCCACCCCACAGCCCGAGCGUUAUCGCUUCAUUGGUCGUCUUCCCUCGUACCACGGCACUACAUUGGGUGCUUUGUCUGCCGGUGGCCAUGUGCAACGCCGGGAGCCGUUCGAGCCUUUGCUUUCGAAGAAUACAUCUCACGUUUCCCCUUGCUAUGCAUACAGAGGGAAGUUAGAUGGCGAGACUGACGCAGAGUAUGUGGCCCGCCUUGCUGCCGAGCUAGAUGCCGAGUUCCAGCGCGUUGGUCCUGAAACCGUUUGUGCAUUCAUUGCAGAGCCUGUUGUUGGCGCGGCACUUGGCUGCGUCCCUGCUGUACCGGGAUACUUCCGCGCGAUGAAAGAUGUCUGCGAGAAGUACGGUGCCCUCUUCAUACUCGAUGAAAUUAUGAGCGGCAUGGGCCGCUGCGGAACCCUCCAUGCCUGGGAACAGGAAGGUGUUGUUCCUGAUAUCCAGACUAUUGGUAAAGGAUUGGGUGGUGGCUAUGCUCCUGUCUCGGGUAUCUUGAUUGGUGAUUCCAUUGUUCAGACUAUGGACAAGGGCACUGGUGUCUUCCGACACGGUCAGACAUACCAGGGUCAUCCGAUUUCAUGUGCCGCUGCGCUGGCCGUACAGAAGACGAUUCAAGAGCAAUCUCUUCUGGAUAAUGUUAAGGCCAUGGGUGCUUAUCUCGAAUCUCAAUUGAGGAAGAGAUUCGAGGAUCAUCCUUAUGUGGGAGAUAUUCGUGGAAAGGGACUGUUCUGGGGUCUCGAGUUCGUUAAAGACAAGGCUACCAAGGAGCCAUUCGAUCCGAAGAAUCGUCUUUCUUUCCUGAUUCAGGAGAAGGGAUUAGAGCCCAAACAUAGUGUUUCGCUGUACGGCUGUUCGGGCACUGUGGAUGGAAUCAGAGGAGACCAUCUGGUGCUCGCGCCACCAUAUAUUGUUUCGAAGGAGGAGAUUGACAUUCUGGUUAAUACCCUGGCUAACGUUUUGGAGGAAAUCUUUGCAUCAUUUUAG
Molecule: messenger RNA, 1356 nt
Organism: Penicillium salamii
Lineage: Eukaryota; Fungi; Ascomycota; Eurotiomycetes; Eurotiales; Aspergillaceae
Source: the annotation of a GenBank genome assembly